This is a messenger RNA of Papaver somniferum (opium poppy), 2288 nucleotides long. RefSeq names its product DNAJ protein JJJ1 homolog. Lineage: Eukaryota; Viridiplantae; Streptophyta; Magnoliopsida; Ranunculales; Papaveraceae. Gene Ontology annotation, molecular function: nucleic acid binding; zinc ion binding. The transcript is spliced from 3 exons. The coding region runs from base 205 to 2043 and encodes 612 amino acids. The record is from RefSeq and is a predicted model, not a curated record.
CUAGAUUAGGAAUCUUUCCGGAUCCAAAACCGCGUAAACCCUAGAAAUCUAUAAAACAGACAGACUGGGUCUAAUUCUCCUUAGAGAUUGUUCGCUCCUGAAGAUAUUCUAAACCUCUCUCAUACCAAAAAAAAAUCCCCAAAUUAAAACCCUAACAGCGUUUGUAUACACGGGGAAUUUGAAGAUUUGAAGAGCUAAAGAAGAAUGGCCGCGUCUGCGGGAAAGAGAUGUUUAUAUGAAAUUCUAGGUAUAAGCAGAGAUUGUAGCCCUGAAGAAAUUCGAUCGGCAUACAGAAAAUUAGCACUUCAACGACAUCCUGAUAAACUAGUAUCACAAGCUGGAAUUUCAGAAAAAGAAGCAAACGCUGCAUUCCAAGAGCUUGUCAAUGCAUAUGAAGUACUUUCAGAUCCCAAAGAACGCAGUUGGUAUGAUUCUCAUCGAAAUAAGAUUUUAUUUUCUGAACCCGGAAAGGGUUCGUCGUCGUCAUCAGCACAAUCUGUGCCUGAUUUGUUUCCUUAUUAUUCUAAUUCGUGUUAUUCUGGUUUUGGUCAUACCGGUAAGGGUUUUUAUAAGGUUUAUGGUGAUUUAUUCGACAAAAUUUAUGAACAAGAAGUUAGUACUGCGAAGAAAUUAGGGUUAGGGUUAGAGGCUGUUAGAGAAGCUCCGUUGAUGGGGAAUUUGAAUUGUGAUUAUACACAAGUUACUGCGUUUUAUAAUUAUUGGUCUGGGUUUAGUAGUAUUAUGGAAUUUUGGUGGGCUGAUGAACAAGAUGUAGAAAUGGGAUAUGAUAGGAAAUCAAGAAGGCAGGCGGAAGAACAUAAUAAAAAGUGUAGAAAGAAAGCUAAGAAAGAGUUUAAUGAGAUGGUUCGCGGGUUGGCUGAAUUUGUCAAGAAGAGAGAUAAAAGAGUUGUCGAGAUGAAGAUUAAGAAGAUGCAGGAGAUGGAAAAGAAGGAGGAGGAGUUGAACGAGAAGAAGAAGGAAAUGCAAAGGCAGAAGUUGGAGAGAGCUAGGUUAUAUGAAGAACCUGAUUGGGCUAAAGUGGAUGAAGAGGAGAUCGGGUUAGGUUUUGAGGAAGUUGAUAAUAAUAAUAAGAAGAAGAAAGAUGAGAUUAAUGAGUUACAUUGCAUUAUCUGUAAUAAGAAGUUUAAAUCUGAUAAGCAGUGGAAGAAUCAUGAACAAUCAAAGAAACAUAAAGAAAAAGUUGCCAUGUUUAGGGAGGAGAUGGGAAGUGAAGAAGAAGAAGGAGAGGAGGAGAUUCCAAACGAGUUCAAUGAGGAUAUGGGUCCUUCAGUGUCGGGUAAUGAUGCUGUUGUAGAUGAUUUGUCAGAGAAGUUUGAAGAUGCAUUUGAAUUUCAGGAGGAACAAAGUAAAGAGGUUAAACAACCUUCUACCGAAGAAGAAGAAGAAAAAGAAGAUGAGGAAGAAGAAGAUGAAAUUGAUGCUUUUGAUGUUAAUCUUGACAAUGAGGCAGGUAACUCAGGUAGUGACGAAGAAUCAAUCCUUCUCACAGCGAUGCUAUCUGGACAGAAAAACAGAAAGAAAGCAGCAUCGAAGCGUGAAACUGAGAUGCCUUCUUCAGAUGAAACUCCUGAUACCGCUGAUGAUGGAGUAACAGAACCCAUGGUGUAUGAUACCAUGAAAAAGAGUGCACGCGGGAAUCGCAGAGCAAAAAAAGGCAGUGGGAAGAAAUCCAAUACAGAGGAAGUAAGUUCUGAUUCCCAUAUAAAACAUGGUGCGGUUGAGGAAGGUAAUGAACCAGACAAUUCAAAUACAUUGGGUUCCUCAUCUGACACUAUUAGUGAGGUUGGGCAAAAAAUUAGAGCAGAUCCUCCUCCACUGGGAAAAAAUGUUAAAGGUCAUAAAAAGGCUGGGGCAGAAGAUAUGGUCAGCAACUCGAAAAAAGCUUCCAAAGGAAGGAAACAAAAGGGAGCAUCUAAAUCUACUGAUCACUUGUGUGAUACAUGUGGACAGGACUUUGAAUCAAGGAAUAAACUGCACAGGCAUUUGGGUGAUACAGGACAUGCCUCCCUUAAAUCACGAUAAGCUGGUAAUUGACGACUGUCCCUGGUUAUAAGCAACAGCAAAAAUGUUUCUAGGAAUCUUCAUUUUAGAUCUUUUGCGUUUCUAUUUGCAUUUCACAUACUCCGUUUACCCUGUCUCUGAGAGGGUAAUUUAUUUUGUGGCUGUGUUUUUGUGUCAACCAUACCGUUAUAAUGCAAAAAGAAAGUUGGAGAAUAUAUGAUGAUUUGUCGUUGUAUUGAAGGCGAAUGCAUUUUUUUUUUGGGUUU